GUUGAUAAUUGAGUCAUUGUCUAAUGUAUGUCCAUUAAGAUUAAAAGGCUAUUGUGUGAUGUCAAGGGAAUAAGUUCUAAGUAUUAAUUACUAAUUUAAUAAUUAAUAUAAAGUAAUUAUUUAAUUGUGUAUUGUCUGUGUAAGUAUUUGUGAUCAGUAAAUAAGUGUGUGAAAAAGUCUAUACUCCAUCUUACACAUAAACAUAUAUGAAUGAUGGAACAAGGUCCAAAUGAACCGGAUGCACGGGAAUGUCAUCAAACCGUCAUUUGAGUUUCCUGUUUGAGAGACAGAACUUCGUGGGUGGUGUUUUAAUACUGUAACUGGUGUACUUGCAUUGACUUGGUUGAUGUUGUAGUUGUACUUAGAUUUUUUAAUACUCAAAGUCUAAGUACUCGAUACUCAAGAUAAAUAUAAAUGUUUUCAUCCAGGUCUGACACGUACAGCCAAUCAAUAAUCAUCAAUAAAUUACCAUGCUACGCUAGAUAGUGAUGAACAUAACCUGGAAACUAUUAGUAUAUUUAUGAAAAAAUGAAGUCGACGGGUGCCAAAGAGCAUCGGGGAUGUGUGCUCCUCAAACCUGAAGAAAAUGAAGAGAUUUUUCGAUUAAUUGGUAAUCGGUGUCAGUGCCUAGCAGCCGGAGUGAUUCAAUUAUAUUUAACGGAACCACCGGAGCAUCGAGAAUGGAUUAAAAAAAAUACUGGAAUAAUAACAUUGAUAAGGGAUAAUCCCAAGAGAAGUUAUUUUCUUCGGUUGUAUUGUCUGCAAAGAAAGGCCAUGCUCUGGGAACAAGAAUUGUACAAUUCAAUGGACUAUAAUGCCCCAUUGACAUAUUUUCAUACGUUUGAAGGAGAAGAAUGUAUGGCAGCAUUUAAUUUUGCUAAUGAAACCGAAGCUGUUAUAAUGAGGAAUAUUAUUUUGGAAAGACUUAAUAGCAAUAAACAGAGGAGGCAAGAGAGGAAAGCGAAAAUAGAAGUUGAUACUCAGCAAAAAAUAGUGACGUUGCCUAGAAGAAGUCCAAACAAUACGCAAAAUUUUUUUUCAUCAAAUACAAGUGUCAAUACCAUAAAUGGGUCGCCAUCUUCGGUGAGUAUCAACGGUGGAUUGUCAGGCAGUGCAAUGUAUUUAAGGAAAAACAAACGAGAAAAAGAUCACAAAAGAAAAUUAACUGUUGCUGAUAUCAGUCAGCCGUCGAAUUUCCGACACGUUGUGCAUUUAGGAAGCGAUACUAGUAGAUGUAUUGAUCCAGAUUCAAUAGAUCCGACAUUAAGACAAUUUUUUGAUGUAGCAGGUAUAACUCAACGACAAUUAACAAGUCGUGAAACCCGUGAUUUUAUUUAUGAUUUCAUCGGUAGUCACGGUGGAUUAACAGCUGUAAAAAAUGAAUUAGGUUUAACAAGUGCCCCAGUCACAUCAUCACACCCAGAUAAUAAUCAUCAUCCCCUACCUCCUCUUCCGCACCCAGUGUCCGACAAUCCGCCGCCAAUACCAGCGCGAACGGUGCCCGUUACAACGAGUCCUGGAAUAAAUAAUAAUCAAUCGCGAAGCACAAGACCAUUGCCACCAGCAAGAACAAACGUACCGCCACCCCCGCCAAGUGCUCCACCUGCACACAGGACACUGCCGUCGAGGCCACCACCGCCUGCAGGAUCACCCGCGUUGCCCCCGCCGCCUCCUGCGGUCCCACCUCCGCCACCUCGAAGCAGCUCCAAUAUAUCAAACGCAUCAAAUACUUCGAAUUCUUCAAUUAGUGCUCCAGCUCCUCCGCCUCCACCACCUCCACCUCCGCCUCUUCCGGACUUCAGUGCAGACAAUCCUACCGCAAACAAUGUAAACUCUUCUUUGUCUUCUUCUAAUAGUGGUAACAAUAACGGUGACGUUAAUGACUUGAGGCCAAAAUUAAUGGAUGCAAUAAGAAGUGGUACAACUCUUAAGAAAGUUGAUCAAACUGAAAAGAAGACAACUCCCGUUAUGGACUCGAGGAACGAUUUACUAAAUCAAAUAAGGCAAGGAGUCGAAUUGAAACCGGUGGUAAAUGAACCAAAACCAGCCUCGACAGGGAUUGCUCAAGGUGGACUAGCGUCAGCGCUGUCAGCAGCUCUUGCUGAACGUUCACGUUUACUCGGUUACACGGGUGAUAGUCAAGACUCGAGCAGUGGCACCAGUGACGAGGAUGAGUGGGACGAUUAGACUUGAAUAUUAAGUAUUUUAAAUGCCAACAAUUCUAUUCGAGUGAAGUGAAAAUUAUAGUGUGACUAAAUAUAUAUCGAUUUUGAUUAAUAUUAUCAAGGUUAAUAUCAUCAUCAUCGUCAUCAUCAUCAUCAUCAUCACGAUCAUCGUCAUCUCCAUUAUUACUAUCAUUAUUACACAUCUAUUUUUGGUAAGCGUGUAUUUAUUUAAUAAAUAUAUACAUAUAUAUUUAUAUUAUUAAUUUGCACGCUUCUGCCAAUCGCUCACGGUAUUAAGUUAUUAAUCGAUAAUAUAACGUGUGUUAAAUAAUUAUUUUUUUAGUUUAUCUAAAUAAUAUAUAGUUUCCAUGCCGUACUAUCCGGCCUAAUGUUAUUUAAAUCGUCAUAUCAUGCGUUUUAUUAACAUUUGAUUGCACAGAUCGUAUACAUAUGUAUAUAAAUAAUAAUAAUUGAUGAGUUAAUUACGCGCGUGUUAUUUUAACUAAAAUAAUUAAAUCUGUUUAAUUAAAAAUACGAUUAAAAUUUUUCGCUCCUCAAGAGAUCGAAAUAAAAAAUAGCGAAUAGGUCGGUCGUAAUUAAAUAACAAGAGUCGUACACAAAUAUAAGAGGUGAUUAUUAAAUUGUAUAAAGGGUAAACGUGUGUAAGAAAAGUUUUAUUAAAUAUAUAUAUAUAUAUUAUAUAAUAAAUUUAUAUAUUCACCACUAAGGAGAAAUCCUAGUCAAACAGCAAAAUCAGCUUGAUAAGAUAAUGUAAAUUAAUUAUUAAUUAUUAUUUUUUUUAUUUUAUAAUUCGAAAGAUUAAAGUAAUUGUCAUUUUACAACACAUACUUACAAGGAUUAAUAAUAAAAUCCAUGGUUAAGUAGAUAAUUUUUCAAUUAAAGGCAUUCUCAGAGUACCCCCCACUUUUAAGAAAUUUUUAAUGAGUCAGCUGUCAAUCGUAUGAAAAUUUUAUCAAUCAAUAAAAAAAAAAUUACAGUUGAUAUCAGUUGGGAGUUGAACGAAAUUUCAAAAAUAAAUUUUAGUAAAAUUCAAUUUUAUAAUUUGAAUUUUCAAAUUUUGUAGACUAAAAUUUAUUUAAAAAAUUCGUUAGACUUCUAAUUGAUGACAACUGUAAGUAAUUUUUUUUCAAUUAAGUUUCUAAUUUGAUUUUUUUAAUUAAUUAAUAAAAUUUUAAUACGCUUAUGAUAGUUGAUAUUGAAAAUUUUUAAAAAGUGGGGGGCACUGUUUGAGGAUGACCUUAAAUACAAGUAAGCACAAAUAUAGAAAACAAAAACGAAUUUCAAACAAAGUACUACGAUAUAAUUAAUUAGAAAUAGUUAAUUAAUUUAAAAAUAAAUUGCAGUUGCAACAAUAAAACUAACGACGCAGUCAAAUUAACCCGGGAGCAGGAUAGAAAAUUAAAUAAAAUUUUAAUUUAAAUUUAAAAAAAAUGUUUAAAGUGUUACUAAAAAAAGUAUUUAUGUAGAUUAGUUGAGAAAAGGAAAAUAAUUAAGAGAAAUCCGUUAUCUUAAAUCAAUAAUGUUGUAUUAUAAAUACAAAGUUUCUUCCAAUAGAAUAUUUUUUCAUUAUCUAAUAAACGAGUGCGAUAUUUAGAGGUUGAUUAAAUUAUAGUGAUAAUAAAAGUAAUAAAAUAAAAAAGAGAAUAAAAAUAAUAAUAACAAAUUGUUAUUAAAUAAUUUAAACAGUUGUCAUGUGUAAAGGAAAGUAUAUAUAUAAAUAUAAAUAUAUAUUAUUAUAAUUAUUAUUUAUUAAUCAAUUUUUUCAAAUUAGUCAGCAUUAAUUAUUGUACAUAGAUAUUAAUAAAAUAGAAUUAUUAAUUAUUUUGUUUAUUUUUUUUUUUCUUAAAAAGAAAAAAAAUAUCCGUGUAUGUUUUUUUUUAUUUUUAUUUCUGUGCUAGCCUGCGUUAUUUGUAAUUAUUAUUAGCUGAUUCGGAAUAAAAACAUAUGCGUACUUGAAGAAAAAAUAAUAAAAAUGAAAGAGAAAAUAAAAG
Messenger RNA from Microplitis demolitor, 4177 nucleotides. RefSeq names its product actin nucleation-promoting factor WASL. The transcript is spliced from 8 exons. NCBI's taxonomy places the organism in Eukaryota, Metazoa, Arthropoda, Insecta, Hymenoptera, Braconidae. Bases 529 to 2187 code for a protein of 552 amino acids. Gene Ontology annotation, biological process: actin filament organization. The record is from RefSeq and is a predicted model, not a curated record. Gene Ontology annotation, molecular function: actin binding.